Messenger RNA from Bursaphelenchus okinawaensis, 1494 nucleotides. Lineage: Eukaryota; Metazoa; Nematoda; Chromadorea; Rhabditida; Aphelenchoididae. The record is from the annotation of a GenBank genome assembly.
AUGGGCUUCAAAUUGUUCGCAACUUCUGUAUUCAUCGUGACGUUGAGUUAUGUGGCAUUGGAAGUGGAAGCCGGGUGUUGUUGUUGUGGUGGAGGUUGUGGAUGUUGCAGAUGUUGUCAGUAUUGUUGCCCCCAGCCUCCAAUCAUUAUCCAGCCACCUCCAGCACUACAUAAUGUUUGUCACGUACCUUGUAGUUGUGGAUGUUGUUGCAAGCCAUGUUGUUGUUGUAAACCUUGCUGUUGUUGUAAGUUUUUUAAUUUUAAAGAUACGUUUACCGUAUUUUACCCAAAUAUAUUUAUAAUCAUUUUACUUUGUUUAAUAGAUUUUAUAGUAUAUAUUACCUAUACGUUAACUAUAAGAUAAAGCAAAAAUGACUUUUACUGUAUCAAAAACUAGGAUGUAAUGUCUAAAUAGCGUGUCCGUCUACCGUCUCAAAGCCUACAAACAAGCUACAAAACAACCUAAAUCUUCCAAACAACGGUUACGGAUGUUCAAGUUGCUACAAAAGUGAUAUACCACAAUCAGAACAGGAUUCAUUGCCCAAAAACCCUUAUAUGUGCAACGAAUGUUACUCAAACAACUGUUGUAACAGGAUCGACAACUGUGAUACCAACAAUUGCAAACUUCAAUGCGAUAACUGCGACAAUUAUGGAUGUUGCGGGGGUUGCGGCAACAACUGUGGAGGUUGUGGAAGUUGUUGUGGAUGUGAUAGUAACUGUGAAGAAUCAGAAGACACGAUAAAAUCCUUAAAUGACGCUAAAAACAAACCAAAGAUUCUGAAAUCGCUACAUAAAGCUUUAAUGUCAUUGUUUGGAAGACAUCAUGUUACCAAAAUGAAAGCAAAUUUGGUACCGCCAGAGCCAAAAGAAGUUCGACAAGAAAGAGUUGAAGAUACUACGGCCACUGCGGUUAUCAGUGAAGUUGAUAAAAGUGUAAAAGAUGUACAAGACGUAGAAGAGACUACUGAAUUUACAAAUUCUAAAGAAAGAUCAACCGAAGCUUCGAAAGCUCAAGAAGACAAAGUUUUAGAAGAAGAAGCUGCGGACAAGAACGAUAACCAUGAUGAAGAUGGUCUUGAGACUACUACUGACCCACUUUUACAGUAUUUUACUGAGAGCAGUAACACUGCCCAUAAGAAAGAAAAAAACGGCGUUAGGACUAUAAUACUGUAAUUAAAAGUCUACCUUCCAAGCUCUACCCUGUUGUAUUUCUUACAUAUUCCAUAUCUGUAUUACAACACUACCUUCUAAUACAUAGUUAUAAUAUUAACAUACCCAAAAUUUAGGCCCUUGUUGUGGAGGUCGUAAGAAGCGUUCAUCUGAUGCCAUUGAACGUCUGUGCAUUGCCAAGGUCAGUCGUCGCUGUGCUGAAGGCAAAUUCAAAAUUGCUGAACCUUUGGCCGAUGACAAAACUGUCAUUCCAGUCGGAUUACCUACCCGAGCUCGACGAUCAUUAAACAAAAAAGUAAAACAAUUCGGAAAAUGUACAUGCUAA